AUGGGUAAUCCAAAUUUUGAACAUAAGAAACGAUUAAUGCCAAAAUCGGCACUUUUGGUUAGAAAAUACCAAAAGGGAAUCAGGGCUUCCUUUAUUGGGUUUGUAAUAAUGUUAACUUUAGUUUUUAUAUUACAUACUCCAUCACCAACUCAUAACCAAGUAACUAAUAACAACAACAACAACAACAAUAUACCGUUGAAUCAAAAUUCUUUUGGUUCGAAUGCUAUAAAUGCUGCUAGAUUAUCUGAGGACUAUUUAAUACCUUUUACUGACAAAUCUCAAGGUGUUACCCAACCUCUUGAUGAUGGUAUUAAGGUUAGAGCCGCAAUGGUAACGCUAGCAAGAAACUCAGAUCUUUGGGAACUUGUAAAGACUAUCAGACAUGUGGAAGAUCGUUUCAAUAACAGAUAUCAUUAUGAUUGGGUAUUCUUUAACGAUGAACCAUUCUCUGAUGAAUUUAAGAAAGUAACAAGUGCUUUAAUUUCAGGGAAAGUGAAAUAUGGUGUAAUUCCUAAAGAACAUUGGUCGAUUCCGUCAUUUAUCGAUUUGAAGAAGUUUGAAAAGGCUAAAAAAGAAUUUGCAGAGCUUAACGUACCUUAUGGUACUUCAACUCCAUACAGACAUAUGUGUCGUUAUCAAUCUGGGUUUUUCUGGCAAAGUGAAUUAUUAGACGAAUACGAAUACUAUUGGAGAGUAGACACAGAUAUUACCAUUUUCUGUGACAUUCAAUAUGAUCUUUUUAAGUUCAUGAAAGUUAACAAUAAAAAAUAUGGGUUUAUAUUAUCUGUCAGUGAGUAUGAACAAACAAUUCGUUCCUUAUGGAGAACUGUCAAACAAUUUGCAGAAAAAUUCCCUAAAUAUAUCGCUAAAGAUAAUUUAAUGGGAUUUGUUUCAGAUGAUGAUGGUGAAACGUAUAAUAUGUGCCAUUUCUGGAGUAAUUUUGAAAUCGUCUCUCUUGAUUUCUACAGAUCUGAAGCUUACAGAAAAUAUUUUGAAUAUCUUGAUAAUAGUGGUGGAUUUUUCUAUGAAAGAUGGGGUGAUGCACCAGUUCAUUCUAUUGCUGCUGCAUUAUUAUUAGAUAAAUCAGAACUUCAUUUCUUUGAUGGUUUAGGAUUCCAUCAUCCAGAUUUUUACUCUUGUCCUAUCGAGGAACCUAUUAGAUUACAGAAUAAAUGCACGUGUGAUCCUGAGACAGAUAAUACAUGGUUAGAUUAUUACUUCUGUACAAGACAAUAUUUUAAUGCUGCUGGUUACAAGACGCCACCUGGUAUUGACAAGAAGAAAUGA
Molecule: messenger RNA, 1287 nt
Organism: Maudiozyma saulgeensis
Lineage: Eukaryota; Fungi; Ascomycota; Saccharomycetes; Saccharomycetales; Saccharomycetaceae
Source: the annotation of a GenBank genome assembly